This is a messenger RNA of Penicillium bovifimosum, 819 nucleotides long. RefSeq lists its product as uncharacterized. Lineage: Eukaryota; Fungi; Ascomycota; Eurotiomycetes; Eurotiales; Aspergillaceae. The coding region runs from base 1 to 819 and encodes 272 amino acids. The record is from RefSeq and is a predicted model, not a curated record. The transcript has a single exon.
AUGCCUCCCUCCACGAUCACCUCCAGGAUCCCAGAAGACACCAACGAGCAAUGGGAGGACGACGAGAUCCACAAGCAGUACAACGUCCCCAUGGUAGCCGUGAAAGCCCACCCCCGAGUCCUCAUGCACUGCGAGGUGAGUCGCGACACCGCAUCAGCUCUCAAGAUCGGAGUGAGUAUCGACAAGUGGAUCAGCACAGAGUAUUUCAUCUGGGAGAUGGCCGCCGGCCUAGCUGACAGCAGGAUCAACCCACACUGGACCCAGUUCUUCGACGAACACUACAAGGGAAAAUGGGAGCACAUCCAGCACCUGUACGACGGCGUCGUCGAUCUGCCAGAGAGAUUCAUUCACCCUGUGCCGGCCCCGCCCUUCCACGUUGCAGAGGUGAGGAUCCAGACCGAGCCUGUCCCGCGGUAUUGGCGACUCCGUGCGAACACCGGUAGGCCCAUGAUUGAGACUGGUUUCUGGGACCUCUGGAAGUAUAUCCUCAGGUGUGAUGCUUCUGUGGUUGGUCCUGUCGAGGUUAUUCUUAGGGCACCGUCGCGCACUCCUGAUGGGGAGGAUGCUGUUGAUCCUUGGAAUAUGGCUUCAUUUACUGAUCAGCUAGAGGGUGGUACCCGUUUGAAUGUCGCUGAGCUUGGCUGGGCGCACGAUUUUGCCGAGCCUGCUCCUUUGGAGCCCUUGCGCAAUCCGGGCCACGAGGAGAGCUCUUCGUCUAGCGGUAGUCCAUCAAGCUCUCUUGCCGCGCUUCGGACAGUGCCGCAUCGUGUGCGACGGCGUCUGUCCCGUUCCAACAGCAAGGAUAAAUUUGUCCGGUAG